AUUAACACCACAGUGCUGUGAGCCGUUUGGCAUAUCGGGCCUUUGCAGGAAAGGGAAAAAUCGGACUUUUUGUGGGACGUGCGACGUUAUGCGACACGAAACUCGUCGGCUGCAGUGGAAAGAAGGAGCGAACGUUAGGAGAGCGUUUUUCUGUCAAUCGUGAGACGCGCGCAACACGAUAUCCGAACGACGACGGGAAGGUGGUUGCGACGCCUGAUCACAAAUAUUCGUUAGUUCGGUUUGGAUAGGCCCAGCUGGCUUUUGGGUCUUCAUUUCGUUGUUGGAGUCCGAACCGUUCGGUCUAGACUAUACAUUGCUCGAGCGAACUUUUUCAGUGCAUGCGGCGUCGACGCGGGGACCCCGGACUUAAUUGUGCCUGCGAUCGAGAAAGUAAAUUAACGUUCAUCAAGGGUGAAUGAGGUUUUUGGAAGUGAGAAGAUUGGCCGAAAAAAAAGCGCGUUAAUUUUGGGUGUUACAACCAUUUUGGUGAAGGUGAUGAGUUUGUGAGAGUAGAAAGUUUCGAUAUCUGUGAGUUUAAAGGGGAAAACAAAGCUCCAUCAUGACCGUGCGAGUUAUCAACACGGUUCAGUUUAUAGCGGGAAAUUCGGCCCAGGACUCGAUGGCGAAGAAAAUCCCGACGCAGAAGGGUAAAGUCGUCGUAAUCAACGAUGCUAACAACAACGAAACGAUCCUCGGUGAUGACCGGAGCACCACCGAACAGGAUAUCAAUGCCUAUCUGGAGCACUACAACAAGUGGAAACAGACCAAGCUGGGUCACUGGUUGACCUAUAUCGUGCGGCAGUACUUGGGGUACGAGUUCGAUGCCGAGAUCAAGUGGAAGAACGUACUGAUGAUCGGUGCGUUCCAUCUGGUUGCGAUCUAUGCCUUCUUCAAGUACGUCUGGCAGGCAACACUCGUCACUUACUUGUGGGGUUUCUUCGUUGGAGGUUGUGCCGGUUUCGGUGUCACAGGCGGCGUUCAUCGGUUGUGGUGCCACCGGUCGUACAAGGCGAAACUGCCCCUUCGGAUUAUCCUGGCCAUCUGCUACUCGAUCGCCGGUCAGAACACGAUCUACGAUUGGGUUCGGGAUCAUCGCAUCCAUCACAAGUACUCGGAAACGGACGGCGAUCCACACAACUCGAACCGUGGCUUCCUGUACGCCCACGUCGGUUGGCUGAUGCUACGCAAACAUCCCGAAUGUAUCAAAAAAGGUCGCCUGAUCGAUAUGAGUGACAUCACCAGCGAUCCGGUGGUGCGGUUCCAUCACAAUAACUUCAUGUUGAUGAAGCUUCUGUUUUGCUUCUUCCUGCCGACCUUCAUCCCGUGGUACUUCUUCGGUGAAAACUUCCGUCUAGCCUUCUUCAGCCAGUGCUUCGUGCGGUUCGUGCUGAGUUUAAACUUCACCUGGUCGGUCAACAGUGCUGCUCACAUCUACGGUCAUCGACCCUAUGACAAGCGCAUUCGGCCAGUGGAAAACAAAACCGUUGCGGUGGUGGCCAUGGGCGAAGGCUGGCACAACUACCAUCACGUGUUCCCGUGGGACUACAAGGCGGCCGAACUGGGCAACUAUCGGUUUAAUGUGACCACAUUUUGGCUGGACGCCUUCGCCAAGAUCGGUUGGGCAUACGACCUGAAGGAACCAUCGAAGGAGCUGGUCAGGAGAACGAUUGAGAAAUAUGGAGAUGGAACCCAUUUGACCGUUUCGUUCAAGGAUCACGUCGAGGUGCCGGAUCCGACGGAAAACACCUAACGCGUCAGCGGGUGUAUUCGAGUUUUAGAUUGUGAUCAACCAAAUCUUCUGGUUAAUGUACAGUUUAAGGGGUAGUCUAAGUGCAGCCAGAUGAUAUAAUAAUACUAAGUAUGCAUUAUGUAAUCAACAUCAGCUCAUUAUUACCGGGUCUCAUAAGAUGGGAACGAACUUAAAACUAAUACACAUUUUUUUUACAUUUGAACAAA
Messenger RNA from Malaya genurostris, 1956 nucleotides. Its product is annotated as acyl-CoA Delta-9 desaturase-like. Gene Ontology annotation, biological process: unsaturated fatty acid biosynthetic process. Gene Ontology annotation, cellular component: endoplasmic reticulum membrane. NCBI's taxonomy places the organism in Eukaryota, Metazoa, Arthropoda, Insecta, Diptera, Culicidae. The coding region runs from base 560 to 1750 and encodes 396 amino acids. Gene Ontology annotation, molecular function: iron ion binding; stearoyl-CoA 9-desaturase activity. The transcript has 5 exons. The record is from RefSeq and is a predicted model, not a curated record.